Messenger RNA from Camellia sinensis, 1290 nucleotides. The record is from RefSeq and is a predicted model, not a curated record. NCBI's taxonomy places the organism in Eukaryota, Viridiplantae, Streptophyta, Magnoliopsida, Ericales, Theaceae.
AUGCCACACAACAUAUUUCAGCUUUACUGUGUUGACCCUCUCUUCUUUGAUGUGCCACCCUUAAUUGGAGUUGGCCUUUUGAGUAGAUGGAUUGACAUCUAUUGGCCCUUGAAUGGAAGAGAGUGCAGAUGGUGGUGGCCUCCUAGGUAUUGCCUCUUGAGUGGAAAAGAGUGCAGUGGUGCAAGUGUUGUUGGUCUUCCACCCAUUAGGCCUUCAAUGUUGAACAUUGCAGAACGAGGGCCCCUAAAGUGUCAUAAUCACUCUUCCAAGAUCCUUGCAUGGCCAUGGUGGUUAGUAGAGAACAACACCAGAUUCAAAGCCAUUAUUGAGCAGUCUGGGCUGUCACAGUUAGCUCGUUUCACUUAUCGGUUCGUCAAGAAGCUUCUAAUCUCCAAUUUUGUUGAGAGAUGGCAACCUGAGACGAACGCAUUUCACACGACAAUUGGUGAGAUGACCUUGACCCUGGAUAAUGUUAGCACUAUUCUUGGCCUUCCUAUUGUAGGCAAAUCAGUCAGCAUACCAGAUGUGACAGAUCAUCAUGGAGUUACACUACUGGUUUAUGGCUUGGGGAUUACUGAACGUGCAGCACAUGAAGAGUGCGCUGCUAGAGCUUAUUUGUUGUUUCUAUUGGGAUGUACACUCUUCAGUGACAAGAGUGGCGACAGGGUUCCCGUUGUUUACCUUGGCUUAUUGAUGGAUUUGGGAUCCAUACAUACUUACGCCUGGGGUGUUGCUGCAUUAGCAUUUUUAUACAGACAGUUGAGGUAUGCUAGCCGGUCUGGGGUUAAGCAGAUUGGUGGCUAUAUGACUCUUUUGGAGGCGUGGAUUUAUGAGCACUUCCGAGUAUUCCGACCUCAUCAGAACAUGGGCUACAAUGAAGACAUGCCACACGUGUACCAUUGGGCAUCUAGGAGAGAGACGGGUUCCUCCAUUGAGCAUUUGAAAUCUUUUCGAGCCGAGCUUGACAGUUUGGUAGCUACUGAUGUUAUUUGGGAUCCAUACCAUAGUUGCAGAGACCGGCAUCCAUGUAACCCUGUUACGUUCUACCAUGGAUGCUUAAAGUGCUUAGACGUUGUUGAACCCUAUCAUCCAGAUAGAGUUUUGAGGCAGUUUGGCAGGGAGGGGAUUCAACAUCCUUCUCGACUUUACCAGGCUAUCGAGAGUAUGACGCAUGUCCUUGAAGGUCAGCACAUUGACGAAGCUGGACCUAGUUCUGCUGGAGGUCGCUUUCCAUCUUCAACAUUGACAUACAGUCGUAGGCCUAGGCGUAGGCAUACAGCUGAUUCGUGA